AUGUUCUUUGCACUUACAACAAGCAGCCUUUCAAAGGUCAUAAGGACUUACCCAAGACCAUGCGUCAUGCCUCCUUACCGAAAACCAUGGGUCAUGUCUCCAGUAUCCGAAUUGAACAGCGACUGGACAGAAAUCUAUCGCCCAAUCCUUAUUGGAGCAGGUAAGGAAGCCCUCAGAAGAAAGCUUGGUUUCCAAGAGGAAGAGAACAGCGACUGGACAGAAAUCUACCGCCCAAUCCUUAUUGGAGCAGGUAAGGAAGCCCUCAGAAGAAGGCUUGGUUUCCAAGAGGAAGAAACAAACAGUGACUGGACAGAAAUCUAUCGCCCAAUCGUUAUCGAUGCUGUUACAGAAGCCCUCAGAAAGAAGCUUGGUUUCCAAGAGGAAGAAACAAACAGUGACUGGACAGAAAUCUAUCGCCCAAUCGUUAUCGAUGCUGUUACAGAAGCCCUCAGAAAGAAGCUUGGUUUCCAAGAGGAAGAAACAAACAGUGACUGGACAGAAAUCUAUCGCCCAAUCCUUAUCGGAGCUGGUAAGGAAGCCAUCAGAAGAAAACUUCGCUUCUAA
Messenger RNA from Trichomonas vaginalis G3, 564 nucleotides. RefSeq lists its product as uncharacterized. The record is from RefSeq and is a predicted model, not a curated record. The transcript has a single exon. The coding region runs from base 1 to 564 and encodes 187 amino acids. NCBI's taxonomy places the organism in Eukaryota, Parabasalia, Trichomonadida, Trichomonadidae.